Gymnodraco acuticeps is the source of this 5311-nucleotide messenger RNA. It is a transcript of the gene zfyve28, whose product is annotated as zinc finger, FYVE domain containing 28. Gene Ontology annotation, molecular function: metal ion binding. Gene Ontology annotation, biological process: negative regulation of epidermal growth factor-activated receptor activity. The coding region runs from base 738 to 3590 and encodes 950 amino acids. Gene Ontology annotation, cellular component: early endosome membrane. The record is from RefSeq and is a predicted model, not a curated record. The transcript has 14 exons. NCBI's taxonomy places the organism in Eukaryota, Metazoa, Chordata, Actinopteri, Perciformes, Bathydraconidae.
CCCUACGAUAUUUGCCUCCUUGGAAGGCAGCCAGAAGUCAGCAAAUUGAGCCUGGAAUGGAGUAUGGAGGGCAGAGGCAAGGCUUCUCACAAGUCCCCUGAGUGGGCUCGACUGAUGCUAUGGAUGUUCAUGAAGCAUUAGCCGGACGGCCUCCAUCACCGUCUGAAUAGAUAUGAAGCCCAGAAUCAGCCGCUCCAGGAGAAAGCUGCUUGAGAUGAGGAAAAUGUUGAUCGCACAGCAUCAGGCAACACUCAGUGACACGCGUCAAUAAGGGUCGCACUGACAUCGCCUCUUAUUGAUUUAAUGAUAAACAAAAUGGUCAGAGAUUUCACAAAGUCAUUGUGAAACGGUGUGAUUGAGGGGGCUUAACAGUAAUUGUCACUGUGGAUGACGUUUUGGGAGACUAAUAGUCUGAAAUGAUGGGUUUGUGACCGCAGUGGAUAGAGUUUUUGAGUCAUCUUAAAGAGAGGGCACCCAGGACAGCUGACAGCAGGACUAUAACAGGAGAGUCUCUGCCACAGGGGACAGGAGCCGGAUCUGCUGAAUCAUUCCCUCCCUUACGCAAGAGGACGGACCCUCAGCUCCUGGCCCAGUUCUACUACGCUGAUGAAGAGCUGAACCAGGUGGCCACUGAGCUGGACGGGCUGGACGGCAGGAAGGACCCUCAGAGAUGCACGCUGCUUGUCAACCAGUUCCGCUCCUGUCAGGACAAUGUGCUGAACAUUAUCAACCAGAUUAUGGAUGAAUGUAUUCCCGACGAGCGGGCCAACAGAGACUUCUGCGUCAAGUUCCCUGAGGAGAUUCGUCAUGACAACUUGGCCGGGCAGCUGUGGUUUGGGGCUGAGUGUUUGGCCGCCGGCUCCAUCAUCAUGAACAGGGAGAUAGAGAGUAUAGCGAUGAGGCCCCUGGCUAAGGACCUCACUCGCAGCCUGGAGGAGGUUCGCAACAUCACCAGAGACCAGGCCCUGAGGGACCUCAACUUGUACACGGACCGCAUGAAGGACGCGUUGCGGCAUUUCGACAGCCUUUUUGCUGAGUUUGAGCUCAGCUAUGUGUCAGCCAUGGUGCCUGUGAAGUCUCCCAAAGAAUACUAUGUACAGCAGGAGGUGGUUGUGCUCUUCUGUGAGACUGUAGAUAGGUCCCUAAAGCUGGGCUAUCUCACACAGGACAUGAUCGAUGACUACGAACCUGCACUCAUGUUUACAAUUCCCCGACUAGCCAUUGUGUGUGGACUGGUUGUGUAUUCAGACGGACCUCUCAACCUAGAACGCAAAUCAGAGGACAUGUCUGAGCUCUUCCGACCUUUUCGCACUUUAUUAAAGAAAAUCAGAGACUUGCUGCAGACCUUGAGUGAUGAAGAGCUGAUCACACUGGAGAGGAACCUGUGUAUCUCUCAGGACGGGGAGUCCAUAGACGAGGAGCCGGCCACAGACAGCUCUCCAGCUCCAGUCCAAGAGAACCACUCAUCUUGCUGCCCUGCUAAUGACAACUCCAAGGGGGAGAGUGAGGGGGAGCAGGAGCACCUGGCUCCGUUUGUCUGUGCCAACCAGGAGGAGGAGCUGGCAGAAGUAGAGAAGGGCUGGGAGGAGGUGGAAACGGAGAAGGGGGAGGUGGAGCAGGAGCAGGGCCUACUGUGUGAGGAGGCGGAGGAGGCAGAGUUGGCAUGCUCCAUGCAGUACGACGAGGAGGAGCUGGAGCAGCUCAACAUGAUGGUGUACCGCGUGGGAGACGAGAUGUCCACCCUUUUGUCUCCUCCCAGCCAGGGUCAGUCCCCGGCACACCGCCCCCACAGAGGAGAGGCGGGGGGCUCCAGCGGGGCGUCCAGCACGGAGGCCUCCCCCCGCAGGUACCUGGUGAGUCGGGGAAGGACAGGCAUCUAUGUAGAGGAGGAGGACAAGGUGUUCUUCAUGGAGGACCUGGACGUGCCAGGAGACGUCAUCACCAGCAUUUCAAGAGAGGCCUACGUUAGUAUCUCCUCUCCUUCCAAAACAGCAGAGUCUGCUCGUCCUGCGCAGCGCAAACCGGGGCCUCGGCCAGACCCCACCAGGAACGGCUGGUGCUCAGAGGCGCAGUCGGAGCAGCCGUGCCCACAGCCGCGCAGCCUGAACGCACUCUGUCCCAACACAAAGCGCUCCCUUUCUUGCACUUCUACUCCCGGUUCUGAAUCUCUGCCUUACACCAACGGGUGGGAGAUGGGUCUGGAGGGCCCGGCGUCUGAAACGGCGGAGGUCAUCGCGCACCGCAUGGGUGGGAUGAAGCUGUCUGCUACGGUCAUCUUCAACCCUCGCUCCCCCAGCUUGACGGAGCUUGCUGUGGACAAGCUGCUGCUGCCUAGGCCCGAUCCCUCUGAGGUCGAGCCCUGCGGCCCCCUGGUGGCCACUCACUGCCUGCUCAACUCCUGUGUGUGUUGUGGGAGCUGUGAGGACGCCCACGAAGACAACAUCCCCACAGAGAGCUCUGGACUCGGGUUAGGCCUCACUCUGGGGUUGGAUAAACACUCUAAGACCGCCGUCCCGAGCUCUGUCAUACAAUCUUCCGCUUGCCGGCUGCCCCCACGAGGUCAUGAUCCUCACAGUAAGGGAGAUCUGGCCCAGUUGACUCCCCCUUCUUCCCGCUGCUCUGCAGAGACCCUCGAGGAGGGUUCAAAGUCUCCGCUCCGUGAGAAGUGCCUGGCCGUGGCUCCGGGGCCGGGGCAUCGCGCUCAGGACUGCGGCUACCUCGGAGGGGACGGACCCUCCCUGUGCAACCACCAGCUGAGGAAUGAUAAGAGACAGCAGGCCAGUGGAGGCCAGCAGAGGGACAGGGAGACGGAUAACGACAAAUCGGGAAUUAAAGACUCCAAGAGGGACAUCAAAGAGGACAACAGGAGAAAUUUUCAGAGCUCUCCCCUCAGCUCUGUGUCAGGUAGUGACUGUGACAGUGUGUCGGUCACCACAUGUAGUCUGUCAAGCAGCGCAUACACUCCCAGCCCUGUCAGCAGUCUGACCCCCAGCUCAGGGAUGUCAGAGGACCUGGACCAUCAGGAGAUCCAGCUGGCUCUGCAAAAUGCAAAGUUGGCCGCCAGGAACAAGAUCCGAUCACGCUUCCACAGCAGCAGCGACCUCAUCCACCGCCUCUUUGUUUGUAUAUCAGGCGUUGCUGAUCAGCUGCAGACCAACUAUGCUAGUGACCUUCGCAGCAUCCUCAAGACUCUGUUUGAAGUCAUGGCAACAAAGUGUGAGGAGGGAGACGACGAUAACCACAAGAAAGCAGGUCCUGUUCUGCGUAAUGCCGUGCUGGAGGACUGCGCUCUCUGUCAGGAGACCAUUUCUUCCUCGGAGUUGGCAGCCAAGGCCCGGGAAGGCCAGUUUGAAGACCCUCCAGACUGGGUCCCUGAUGAAGCCUGCAACUCCUGCAUUGCCUGCAAGGCUCCCUUCACUGUCAUCCGCAGGAAGCAUCACUGUAGGAGCUGUGGAAAGAUCUUCUGCUCUCGCUGCUCCUCCCACUCUGCUCCUCUCCCGCGGUAUGGCCAGGUGAAGCCAGUCAGGGUUUGCACACACUGCUACAUGUUUCAUGUCACGCCUUUCUACAGCGACAAGGCCGGCAUCUAAACUCAGCAUGUCCCCGAAAGCACAAAGUCCGCCACAACAAGCAUAUGCAACGAACAAUCCAGGGCUGUGCACAAAGCAAAUGCCACACUGCUCUGGAAAACGUAAUGGUCGUCAUCUUAUCUGCUCAGCAAGGCUGCAGAGGGAGGCCAUUACAGAUGACAGAGCAGAGCCAAGAGACACGCAGACUCCAGUGAUGAUACGACCCGCUGCUUUGGAGAGACUGGCUGCCAGAGGGUUUAAUUUCAGAGCCCAGCCAACACACAAAAAUGAUUCACAAAUGCCUGUCUGACUGAAGAGGCGCAAAAGAGAGAGGGGAUAAACAGGCAAUAACAGAUUUUGAACUGGCAAUGUGCAUCAGUCCUCUGUAGCAGCUUGCAGCACAAAAUCAAAACGUGCCACCUAGUUUGUUAUGUUGCUUUGGGUGAAAAUGAAAGGACUUGUGACAUAUUUUCCUAUGCUUUUGCGAGCUUCCUACAUUUGUGCCAGGGUUCCUACGGGACAUGGAUCACUCAAAAGAAUGUAAGUCAUGAUUACUAUGUAAAUAAGGAUAUUUCUGGUUAAGCUACACUACCAUGUCUCCAGUAAAGAAUUGCUUUUUAUAAGGGCACUAGAACGCAGUCUUUACCAGGCUACCAGUCCCAGUAAAGCAAGAAUGACAAACAGCUUUUAUACUGCGAUUCUUUCAUGCUUUUAAUGGCAAUGAAUGUGUUAGUCUGUAUCACUUUGUGAACCGGAGUCUAGGUUCCAACAAGUUGCACCUCUUGAUGGCAUUGGGCUGUGCCCGAUGCUUUUACAGUUGCACCACGGCAUGUUUAGUGUUCUCUGGGGACUCCGCUGCACACUGAUGGAUGAAAGGGAUUCCUUAGUCAUCGCUGUCAGGAUCUUGGAGGCCCCCUAGUGGAGAGUUGACCUGUCUUCGCUCCAUGUUUGUUCUGAACCAGAGGCCUUCUCAGGUGAUGGCCUACAGACUACAGGCCGAUUAUUGCCCAUUGAUUUCUCUUCCUCACACUUGUUAUAGUGCAAUAUUCUGACUACUAACAGCAAUGGUCCUGCAUAUUUUAGAGACAACACUAAGCUAUUUCAAUUGUAUUUAUAGGCCAAUUCUGAUCAAUUACGCUGUUUUGGGUUUACAUUAAAUUAUUUCAAGCUUCAGCUCUGGUGAUACUUUGAGUGGAUAUUAGGUGAUUUUGUUUUCAGACUGACAUAAUUUAUACCUGACUUCCUUUCUGCUCUUGAAUCUGCUUCCAUUGCAUACAAGGUACCUUCCAUGCUCAUCAUAUAUCACAAUGUGCACAUCUAAAUGGGCGGAAGUGUCCAAUCUACAAAUAUGUACCUUGGAGCAACAUAAAUAACACAUCCUGUCAAUUCUGCUCUGAUAUAAAGCAGUUCUCAGGCAUUACAUAAUCAACAUCCUUCACAAGUCUUGGAUCAAUUUUAUUUUCAUCAAAGAACAUAUAAAGUAACUUUGAAAUGUUUUUUUUCCUUUUAUAAAGAACAAAAAUUAUGUAUGAACUACAUGAAGCUAUAAAUACUUUAAUGUAAAAUACAAGGAAUCAUGCAGUAAUUAAAAGGCCAGUUAUCUUAUUGUUUCAGAGCUUGGUCUUAUUUUGUAAAAUUCAAGGACAUUUCCAUGAUAACAGCUGUGUAAAAUAAUCAACAAACAAAUAAUGUUAUAUAGUUUUAAAUGCGAUGUAUAUUGAAAUAAAUUACUUUUUCCUGUA